Molecule: messenger RNA, 5758 nt
Organism: Varanus komodoensis (Komodo dragon)
Lineage: Eukaryota; Metazoa; Chordata; Lepidosauria; Squamata; Varanidae
Gene: LTN1
Product: listerin E3 ubiquitin protein ligase 1
Exons: 30
Coding region: 390-5690 (1766 amino acids)
Biological process (GO): rescue of stalled cytosolic ribosome; ribosome-associated ubiquitin-dependent protein catabolic process
Cellular component (GO): cytosol; RQC complex
Molecular function (GO): zinc ion binding; ribosomal large subunit binding; ubiquitin protein ligase activity
Source: RefSeq, a predicted model, not a curated record
CCCCCCCCCCCCCAGAUGUGGAGGAAGGCAAGAGGCACAGCUGUAACAAGAAACUUUUCCGUGUCGGAAAACAUUGUUCCUCGCCACGAGACCCCAAACAGAGCCACAGUUUUGCCCCCGAACAAAAUGAAUCACGGCGAUGCUUCCGAGGGCGGCGUGGCGUGAACGGAACGCAGCUCCCCUCCCUCCGACUUGAGCGAGUCCUUUCCGUGCGCCGCGGAGGGACGACCGGACGGUGGAGCCCGCCUCCUUUUCCCGGCCUCCGCCGACGCCGCCACUUCUGCUUUCCAACCCGGAGGAAGUGCCUGGGCGCCCCCUCGCUUCCUGCCCUGGACCAGCCGUCUUUGGCCGGGCACUCUUCUCGCUUCCGACGUCGUCGCGGCGCUGCCAUGGGAGGCAAGAACAAACAGCGAACGAAGGGCAACUUGCGGCCUUCUAGCAGUGGUAGAGCAGCAGAACUACUUGCAAAAGAGCGAGGAACUGUUCCUGGGUUCAUUGGCUUUGGCACAUCUUCAAGUGACCUAGGAUAUGUUCCUGCAGUUCAGGGAGCUGAAGAAAUAGAUAGCCUUGUAGAUGCUGACUUUCGAAUGGUGCUGAGAAAACUCUCCAAAAAAGAUGUAAUAACCAAAUUAAAGGCUAUGCAGGAAUUUGGUACAAUGUGUAAAGAGAGAGAAACAGAUAUUGUUAAAGGAGUUCUACCUUAUUGGCCUAGAAUUUAUUGUAAAAUUUCUAUUGAUCAUGACCGCAGAGUUCGAGAAGCAACACAGCAAGCUUUUGAGCAGCUUAUUCUGAAAGUUAAGAAACAUUUGGCUCCUCAUUUAAGAAGUCUUAUGGGACACUGGCUGAUUGCUCAGUGUGACAUUUACUCUCCAGCGGCUUCAGCAGCAAAAGUGGCAUUUGAAAAAGCGUUUCCACCAAGUAAACAACCUGAAGCCUUAGUGUUUUGUAAAGAUGAAAUUUUGAGUGUGCUACAAGACAAUCUUUUGAAGGAAACUCCUGAUACACUAAGUGACCCACAAACUGUGCCAGAGGAAGAAAGGGAAGCCAAAUAUGUUCGAAUUCUGACCUGUUCUUUGCUAGCUUUAAAGAAAUUGCUUUGUAUGUUGCCCAGCAAUGAGAACAGCUUAUUGGUGGAGAAGCUGAAGCCUCUACUAUCUCCAAACAAAUUCUGGAAAUAUGGAAAACAUAAUACGCCACAGGUUCGUUCAGCCUACUUUGAGCUGAUUUCUGCUUUUUGUCAGCACAUACCAGAGACCAUGAAUGCUGAAGCAUCAAGGGUUUGCCCAGCAGUUCUUCUUAGCAUUGAUGAGAGUGAUGCCAUUGUAUGCCCUGCACUUUGGGAAGCUGUACUUCAUGUCCUUACUACCAUUGAGGAUUGUUGGAGUCAUGUGAAUGUAGAAAAGGGGGUCCUGCCGAAGUUAUGGGCACUGCUUCGAGAAGGAGGACGAGGUCUUGCUACUAUUAUAUAUCCUAAUCUCCUGCCAUUUAUAAGCAAGAUACCACAUAGUAUGACAGAACCAAAGCUGGAGUUUUUAACAGUGUUUUUCACUUCCAUAAUUCAAGGGUUGUUGACUGAAAGAACAAUAGUUUGCCGUUCAGAAUGUUCAGCAAUCAUAACAGCAUUUGUAGAAUGCUUUCAGUUUACAGUACUACAUUAUACAGGUGAAGAAGAAGAACAAAUAAAGAUACAGGAAAUGCUUAUAAAUGACCAGUUAAUUCCAUUCAUCGACAUGGUGCUUAAAGAACCCAGGUUACAAAAUGGUCCUUUUUUUUAUGAGAUAGCAGACAUUUUAAUUUUUUGGAAAACAAGAGCAGAAAUGUCAAGCACUGGUGGAACAGCUCCUACUUUUGAGAGAAUGUUGUUGAACUUUUGGGAAGGCCUUUCAAAUAUAUGUGUGGGACAUGUUGAUGUAAUAGAUGCAGAUGAGAAAUCCUUGGCUGCUCUGUCCUCUUUGCUACAAGUCCUUCAAAACCCAGAAAUCAAGAUGAAGCAAAAGAAAAGAAAAGCUGUAAAAAUCAGAUUUGUAGAAAACAGUGAAACUGAAAGCAAUAAUGUAGAUGAGAAUUGUGUUGAUAUGAGAAAUAGCAAUGAAACUGACACUCUUAUUUGUGGGAUUCAUGAGCAACAUCAUUCAUCUUCACAGAAUGAGCCUUUAGAAGAUUUAGUAUGUAAACUUGCAGAACUGAGUAUUGUAUAUACCAGUGAACAAAGAUCUGAUCGGCACUUAAAGUUUCUCUCUGCUCUACUCAGCAGUUUUGCUUCUAGUAGAAUCUUCCAGGUGUUGCUGGAAGAUAAGAGCAGUACUCAGGAAACUGUGAAACUUCAGUGUGAGAAUCCAGCUAUCCAGUUUCUAUAUGGAAGCCUAAUGGAAUGGCUGAAAGAGGACUGGAGAAAAGAGACGGACUUUUUGGUUGAUAUUUUGUAUAGCAUUCUCCAUUGCUGCAGCAGUGCUACAGAGAGAGAGAAUAUUCUCAAUGACUUAACAAAGAUGGAUCUGAAGUGGAAUAUUCUUCUUCAAAUCAUUCAAAAGGCAUGUUCAAGCUCUGAGAAACAUUCCUUGAGUUCUACUUGGCUGAAAGGAGAUGUGUUAGGUGAGAAGCUUGUAACUCUGGCUGAUGAUCUGUGCAGUACAAGCUUGAAAACUGCAGUAGCUUCAGAAGAAUCUUUUCAUUCUGAACGAUGGACUCUACUAAGUUUGGUAUUAUCUCAGAUGAUUAAAAAUGAGUCCUUGAUUGGUGAAAUUUAUGUUAAAAGGAUUAUUGAUAAACUUCAAACAGCUCUCUCUAAAGCUAAAGAUCUUUCAGAAGCUGGAAAUACAGAACCAUCGGUGUCUUUCAUCUGUGACAUAGCCUCUAAUUUUUUCAGCUCAGUUAAAGAAUGCUUGUUGAUGCCAUCAUCAGAGGAUUUGUUGUUCACCAUUUUCCAGUUGUGUGCACAGAGUCAGCAUAUAACACAUUUGUCAGAUUUCCUUGUAAAUAAGUUGAAGCAUACUUGGUUAUGUGGCUUAGCCUCGCUUGUGCAUCAGCUUAGUAAUAUGCAUAAAGAGAGUACCUUCCUACAGAAAUCUGCAUUCUGGGUGAAGAACCAGCUUCAAUCUUCAGUGCUGGAUGUUAAAAGUUUUCAGGUUUUGGUCUCCAUGGUCACUGACUUAUUUUCUAAACUCAUGGUAGCUGGUGAAGUUUCUGCCUGUAUUUUGAAAGAUUAUAUUGAAUGGCUCACUCCAAACAAGCUGGAAUGGGAAAAGUUACGGGAAUCUCUGUCUAGUGAGUGGUUAAGGAAACCGCUUUUGGAAGGAAGAUUGAGCAUGAAUUGUGAGAUACCUGGAACAGACCUGAAGCUUUGUGUAAUGACUAAACUUCCAAGCCAUCUGUGUACUGCAGCUCUCUUAAGUAGAAUGGUACUAUUGAUAUUGGAAAAAGGGAUAGUUUUUGAAAACCAUGAAGCUGAAAGAAGCAAAUUUGAAAAUAUCAUUGUAGAACAGCUGUAUGCUUUACAAUGGAUUGAAGAAUUGGCCAACCCACCUUGCCUGCUUCUUGACUUUCUUAAUCUCCCUGAAGUAAUGAGCGUCUCAUAUGAAAAAUUACAUACAUACAGUUAUAUCCCCUGCCUCUUACAAAUAUUAUUCAGUAGAUCAAAAGAGAGUGGACGACUCUGGGCUUUAACCAUGGCUAAACUGAUAGAUACAGAGAAAAUUUCAACUUGCAAGAUAAAAGCACUUUUCAAUAAUACAGAAAGGUUUUUUCCAUUAACGGAAGGCAGCCUGCACACACUUCAACAUUUGUCUCGAUUUUUACCUGAGCAAGAUAAGGACGAGCUUGUCUUUCAGUGUACUGCUAAACUAAUGACGUGCAGUGAAACCGAACUCUUCACUACUGAUGGAGCUUUUGGAAAUCUUGCUAUUUUAAAUUCCUGCUUGAAUUGUGGAAGCAUUGAUUGUGGAGAACUAAUGCCUGGAAUAUUAAAAAUCAUCAUAUCCUGGAGAAAUGAAUAUGAGGACAGCUUUCUUUUCAGUUGCAAUCUACAAGAUGGAAAACCAGAGUUACUUGGUUUCAAUAUAGAAAUGAUCCGUUUUCUCUCUCUGUUGUUAAAUAAUCCUUCCUCUUUGCUGGAGAGUGAAUGGGAUUUUGUCAUGUGUUCCAUGCUGUCAUGGUUAGAAACAACGAGUGACAGCCAGGCUGUCUUUCCUGUUGUGUUGGUGGAAGUAUUUGCCAGUGUCAGCUGUGACCUGAGUGCUGCUUUGAGUUCAUAUUUCCAGUCAGCAACUCCUGAAAUCAUUGAAAAACUUCCAGCAAACCUCAUAACUGAAUGGCAGGACUUCUUUUCUGAAGGCAUUCAUAGUUUACUUUUACCUUUGUUGGUAAAAGUCACAAGAAAAGAAAAAGAUGCCCUGGAAGCAUCAUUUCAGGACUCCAUAUUGAAAUCUUUGGGUAAAGCUUUAACGUACAUAUCAAAGGAUCAACUACUGAAUCAUAAACUUCCUGCCAAAUUUGUUGCUGGCCAGAAGACAAACCUCCCUGAAAAACUACAGACCUUGUUAAAUACGCUUUCUCCUUUACUGCUCUUCAGAUCUAGACCCGUGCAAAUCAUAGUAUACCACAUGUUAAAUGAAUUAAUGUCUGAUUUGCCUAAAUUUGACAAUGAGGCUCUCAAAUCCUAUGGUGAUGAAGAAGAGGAACUAUUGCUGUCUCCACCAGCAGCUCUUAUGACUGUUCUCACUGCUCAAGAAGACUUACUAGAAAAUAUCCUAGAAUGCAUUCCAGUUGGAGAGUUUGCAGCUGUUCAGCCACUGAGUGAGGAGUUUUGUCUUGUUUUAGGAUACCUGCUUACUUGGAAAUUAAUAUUAACUUUCUUCAAGGCAGCAUCUUCUCAGCUGCGAGUUCUUUACUCACAAUACCUACGAAGAACUAAGAGUUUGAAUAAACUGUUGUGUCACCUGUUCAGGCUUAUGCCAGAAAACCCAGCCUUCCCAGGAUCAACAGCUGACCUUCCAAAUAAGGAUGUAAAAACCUACUUUACAGAAGAGCUUGAUUUAGACAUCAAAGAAACCUCAGCGCUGUCAUCACACAUCCCACAUUUGGCUUGCUCUGUUUACUGUAUGACGUUAAAAGAUCUGCCAGCAAUGGUUCGCCUUUGGUGGAAUAGCUGUGAGAAACGAGUCUUCAACAUUGUAGAUAAAUUUACAAGCAAAUAUGUCAGCAGUGUCCUUUCUUCGCAAGAAAUAUCUUCUGUGCAGACCAGUACACAGUUAUUUAAUGGGAUGAUGGUAAAAGCUCGAUCUGCUACUCGAGAAGUCAUUGCUACUUAUUCUGUUGACGAUAUAUUUAUUGAACUGAUAAUACAGCUUCCUCCAAAUUACCCACUUGGCUCUAUAGUUGUUGAGAGUGGAAAGAGAGUUGGUGUAGCAGUUCAGCAGUGGCGCAAUUGGAUGCUGCAGUUGAGCACGUAUCUCACUCAUCAGAAUGGAAGCAUUAUGGAAGGCUUAGCGUUAUGGAAAAACAAUGUGGAUAAACGUUUUGAAGGAGUUGAAGAUUGCAUGAUCUGUUUCUCAGUCAUACAUGGUUCCAACUACUCUCUCCCCAAAAAAGCUUGCAGAACAUGCAAGAAAAAGUUUCAUUCAGCCUGUCUGUACAAAUGGUUUACAUCUAGUAACAAGUCUUCCUGUCCACUUUGUCGAGAGACCUUCUUCUGAAAUAUAUCUCCUUCUUUGCUGUAAUGAACUUCUCAAACAAAAUAAAUAGACAAUCUCACCUUGGUUUA